UAUUUAAAAACGUCAUCCAUUCAUGAACCCUCCACAGCAUUUCAAGAUUCAUCGUUACUCUGUGUACACGUCUUGUAGUGUUGUGAUCUGAAAAUGAGUGGAAAUUUCCUGACAAUACCUAGCGAUGAUUCGAUACGACGCCGGUCGCGGAGUUCUUCUUUAACGGACUUGAUUUCGGCGUUCGACACAAAAGCGCAGGCGCACACAGACCUACAGAAAAUAACGGCAUUCAGCGGCAGCUUCGACAAGAACCACAAACCCACAUUCUCAAAGGAUGAAUAUGGCAAGCCAAUCCCCGGAUCAAAGACGGAAUCCAGAGGAGCAGAGGCACAGGCCAGAGUAUGUACAGAGAUGAAAGAACUUUGCGAGAUUAUCAAUGAGUACGGAAAAUCACCAUGCAAAAGUCUCCUUCCUCCGGAACUUCAGUGCGCUACAAAAGUUAUCUCAUUCGGGGAACUUUUCACGAUAUACACGGUAAUAUCCGAUAAAUUGGUCGGUAUUUUGCUGAGGACGAGAAAAUAUCAUCUAACUUACUUCGAGGGCGAAGUGUUAUUCCAAAAACGCGACGAUGAUGUUCCCGUAUUCCUAAUGCAGUCAAUUGCAGAUAUCAGAUCAUACUGUGAUAACAAAGCACUUCAAGCAAGAAGAUCGGUUUCACCAAUGCCAAAUUAAACGCACAAUGAAUUGUAAAUAAUGACUAAUUCUCAUGAAAAUUUGUGUUGUUUGCUGUUUUAAAAAUAAUGAAAUGAAUAAUUUGGGAAUUAAUGCUAAUGAAUGAUUAAUGUUUCUGCGCACAUGGUAAUGAUCUUAUGAGCUCAUAGGAUUACCAGGUGCGCUGAAUAGAGCUUUAUUACGUGGAAUAAAGAUUUUAAUUUGUUUAUCCAAGGUAUACCAAACUACGUUGUACUUAUAUAUGUGGUAUAUCAAAUAUUGAUAUCACACCAAAUCUGUUCUAUAAAAAAAAAACUUUGACUUGAGUACGGCGAUUCUCUUAAUUUACUAUACGCAAAUUUCAGUUACUUAGAAAUUAACGAUAAUAUUAUAACGUUUAAUAUUCAGAGUCGUGACAAAAACGGAACUAUUUCGUAGACGUAAGGGACUUCGUAUUCUGAGUAUCUGAAAUUUUAAGCGAAAACGAACUCUGAUUUUAGUACACAAAACAACGCUUAGAUAAACAAGAAAUUUAAUAUUAAUAUAUUGAUUGAAGAAUUCUAUAUUAUUAGAACUUUUCAAUUGAUUUAUUUAAAAUUCUAGUCAAUAUAUAUUAUAUUUUAUAUGUUAUAAAAAGUAUUUAAAAAUAUAUAAACGUUGCAUCCUCUUCAAUAAUUAGAAAAAUACGAAAAGGAUUUAUUUGUAAUAACUUUUAAAAAAGUAGUGUUUUUAAUGAAAAGCUAUUAUUUUUCUUAAUUAUACAGUAUUAUAGUCAUUUUUAGCAUAAACAUGUUUUGUUUAUAUAGUUCUGUUUUAUGCCCUAUUUUUAAUCGAAUGGAAGGAAUUUCCACAUAUGUUGAUCGCAAAACUUAUUAAGGAAUGGGUCUUACUCUAAGGUUUGUUUCUGUAUUAAUAAAAUUACCAGGAAGUUAUAUCAGUAAGAUUCUUCUACGAGAAACUUCUACUUUUUUAUUAGCCCAUAAGAGCCCUAUUCCGAUAAAAUUACGAUUGAUAAAUUAACCUUUGCUAACUUGUUUUCAUUACUAGUCAAUCAAAGUCUAAUGACUUUUCGUUAUAAGUUAUCAUAAUUGAUCAAUAAGGUUAUCAUGUAAUUUGUUUUAUACUCAAGGGAAUUGAUUGAAAUGUUUGCAAGUGCCAACUUUGUAAAUAGGUGAGUUAGCGAAUAAGAAUUAUAUUUUUAAUACACUG
This is a messenger RNA of Pieris rapae (cabbage white), 1860 nucleotides long. RefSeq names its product actin-binding Rho-activating protein. The transcript has 5 exons. Lineage: Eukaryota; Metazoa; Arthropoda; Insecta; Lepidoptera; Pieridae. Gene Ontology annotation, biological process: positive regulation of Rho protein signal transduction. Gene Ontology annotation, molecular function: actin binding. The coding region runs from base 94 to 672 and encodes 192 amino acids. The record is from RefSeq and is a predicted model, not a curated record.